AUGGUGCUUUCUGAUUGGAACCUCAGUUUUGGCGCUGGUGGCCGUCUUCUCGGGCGUGCACAGCUCGUUUCCACAGAUUCCAAAUUUGCCAUUGUGCCCUUCAGGUCACAGAUCAAAGUUUACUCCCUGGCCACCCGUCAGUCAGUGCGUAGCAUUAGACUCGACCUGGAUCUUUCUCUGGUGGUGGAUGCUACUCUCAGCGCCCAGGAUCCAAACCUUAUGUAUCUGUUUACGAGGACCAACAGUGUGGUUGUUGUCAACUGGAGAGAAAAGCUGAUUUCGCCGGUGGUUGCCACCUACAACUUACAGCUGCCUGCCGAAAUCGUGAGGUUUGUGCGAUUUGGAGCCUCUGAGAACGAGUAUUAUUUUAUCAUUGGCAAGUCCACCGCAAAAAACCAACCACAUAGUCGCACUUUGUUGAGAUCCACUAAUGACUCUCAAAUUCAGGAGAUAUCGACUCUUAAAAACGUGGUGCUUUUUGCCAUGUCCGUUGACAGAAGCACAAUUGCAUACCUCACCAAUAGAAACCAGUUAUACUUCCAGUCCGGAGACGGUCCUCUCGAGAUGAUCCAAUUUGCCUACAAGACACCUAUUACCUCCUUGGCCGUCUCCAAUGCAGAGACCCCGAUGAUCGCUCUCGGAACCUCAUCAGGCAUUAUUCAGCUUAUCUUUGUUUCAGAUAAUACCAGACCCCAGCGGCUGCUCAAGUGGCAUAUUGGUCAGAUCAACUGCGUUGAAUUUAGCACAAACGGUGCUUAUCUGUUAUCUGGAGGUCAAGAAAAAGUUCUUGUCUUUUGGCACCUGGAAUCGGAUAAUCAGCAGUUCCUGCCUCGUUUGAAUGGAGAAAUUGUGGAUAUUGAGCUUUCUGCCUCAACAGAAGAAUUGUAUGGCGUUAGUUUGCUCUUGAACGGCUCCGAUAGAGAGUUUUUGGUUCUAAGUGCGGUAGACUUGACUUCCAGAUUGAACGUCAAUGGUGUGCGCCCUAAAUUUGCAACACAUAUUGAAACCAUUGAAAAAGACCGUCGGCGACUCGCAAAGAGCAGCGUCGUGUUGGAUGAGGACACUCUGACAAAAAUCAAACACGAUUUCUCUUCUCACUUUGAGGUGCAUCCUGUUUCCAAUCAUUGCUACUUUCCCUAUGGAGCACAUCUCCAGUCGUACGAUUUUAUCAGGAACGAGCAAAUCUCGGUCAUCACCGCUGCACCAACAAUCCAGGCAGGUAAGGUCCGGAGCGAGACAUCAAUUCAGGAUCCAGAAAUUGAGCAGUUUGCCUUCAGCUGCGACGGAAAAUGGAUGUGCACAUUUGACAAAUUGCAGCCUCCAGAAAUUGACAACCUGCUUUCUCGCAACGACGUUCAAUACGCCUUGAAAUUUUGGAGCUAUGUGGACGGUAAAGAUCGAGGUGGCUGGUCAUUGUCGACAAAGAUUAUCAAUCCUCAUGGACCAGGGGUUGACGUGGCGGCGGUGGCUCCAGCGCCACCAUCUUACAACGAUGGUCUGGCGUUCGUAACUGCUGACGUCAAGGGGGGCCUGCGUCUCUGGAGACCACGGGUGCCAAAAGAAAUAUACCAGAAAGUUGGAAAGGACAAGAAACUACAGCAAACCGCAUGGACUCUGCGUAAAGUUCGCAACGGAAACGAGCGCACGGAUGCUCAAAACGUUAGCAUCUGCUGGUCGCCAGACGCAUCAGUGAUUGCUACUGGCCAAGAGAUGAACAUUAGUCUCAUUGAUGUGAACACGUUCGAGGAGACACCAGUUCAACUCCCAUCUAUUGCCGGCUCCAGGGUGCGGUGUCUGAAAAUUAUCGACGAGUAUCUGGUGAUACUUGCCCGAGACAGACUGGUCUCGUUUGAUCUGCUCACGUUCCGGGCCACAGACCUUGCCGUGAAAGUCCACACCCAGCCUGGAAGUCGCAAUUUGUUGGCUGUUGACGAAACCCGAGGAGUUUUCUGCUUUUGCGUGAAUUACUAUACAAAGAGUUACAAUUUGAGAUCUCGAAUUUUUGUGUUCGAGCCAUCAAAAUUGCAGCCGCUCUACGUUUCCGACCAUGACACCGGUAUAUCCAGUGUACGGUUUGCCCCCGGAAUGUCCUCAUUUGUCAUAGUUGAUACUGACUCGCGCAUAGGAACACUGGGCGCAGGUGUUUCCACUAUGCAAGAGCAGAAAGAACUUGACCGCGCGUACGAGCUCAGCGCCCUCCUCAACAAUGCCAAACAAAUGGCAUCCAUUAGGAAAACCGAGUCAGAAGCAGAGAACGAGAGAAAAGUGCUCAACUCGCAAAUCUUUGAGCCAAUUCUUGAUAAUUUGGAAGGACUUCCGCUCGAGGCCCUAUUUGAUAGAGUGAUGAAAAUUAUUGUGUAA
Messenger RNA from Ogataea haglerorum, 2361 nucleotides. RefSeq lists its product as uncharacterized. Gene Ontology annotation, cellular component: nucleolus. The record is from RefSeq and is a predicted model, not a curated record. Gene Ontology annotation, molecular function: protein binding; RNA binding. The coding region runs from base 1 to 2361 and encodes 786 amino acids. Gene Ontology annotation, biological process: positive regulation of rRNA processing; positive regulation of transcription by RNA polymerase I. The transcript has a single exon. NCBI's taxonomy places the organism in Eukaryota, Fungi, Ascomycota, Pichiomycetes, Pichiales, Pichiaceae.